Paramisgurnus dabryanus is the source of this 9754-nucleotide messenger RNA. RefSeq names its product zinc finger protein 1035. Gene Ontology annotation, molecular function: DNA-binding transcription activator activity, RNA polymerase II-specific; RNA polymerase II cis-regulatory region sequence-specific DNA binding. Gene Ontology annotation, cellular component: nucleus. The record is from RefSeq and is a predicted model, not a curated record. Lineage: Eukaryota; Metazoa; Chordata; Actinopteri; Cypriniformes; Cobitidae. Gene Ontology annotation, biological process: regulation of transcription by RNA polymerase II.
AUGGUUUAAAGGAAAAUAAUAAAUGGAGACACAUCAAAAUAUUUGCCUUUCCUUCUACUAACAUGUUUCUCCUACCACAGAUUGUACCCAAAUAGUUUCUAAACGUUUCUGUGUGAUUUGGACCUAUGGGCAGUCUGAAUUUCUCAAUUCCUUUGACCAAGAACUGUGAACAACAACCUGGCACCAGAAACAAGCUCAGGGGCACACGUAGGUUGGACGACGGAAUAACCUACAAGCCCCUCCCACAAACUCGGUGGCCAUUUUAAGGUACUGUUCCAUCGCUACCAUGCGCAAAGAAAUGAAUCCACGCGUUGGAGGUUGAAAUGGAGGCCCCGUAGAACUGGGGGCGGGUCUUCCUUUCAUUCGUCUUGUUCUCAUUGGUUCUAGUUGUUGAGUGUCACGGAAGAUCCCGGGCUGAGCCACAUUGUUGGUAGGCUCAAUGUACAUCGACUAGAGCAAAACUACCGUGGAAUCCUCGGUGAUUUGUAUAUAAUUGUAGUGUUUGCCUUUCUUCAACCUGAAUUAGGUGUUUAGGAAUACUUUCGCGCGCCUGCAGGACAACGGGAAGGCGCGCGGUCUUACAAAGGAAAGCGACAGCAGCAUGACGGGUGCAUGACCAAAAGGAAAACGGUUAUCAUAGUGAUUGGAUUGAGUUUGCUUUUGGACUGUGUAUUCACAUUAUAGGGCACUGUCCUGCUGUUCUUGUAACCGAUGCAGUUAAUAUGCGAAUAAAAGGUCUGAAGGAGGUCGUACACCAGGAGAAAAGAUCACUGUUGCAUCUAGGACAACAAACAGGUCUUCGACAAAUCGGCUAUAAUGUUUGCACUGAUAUGUAGUGGAUAGAGUGUGAGUUCAGAAAAGUAAUCCUUGGACCUCUGGAAGAACAUGGCUUAAGGAUGGGAUGUGCUCUAGCAAGCCCAGUCUUAUCCUACUAGACCCUGAACUUUUGAUUGAACUAUGGAAUCUAAAGAAGUUGAAAUAGACUCGGAGAGCCUUGCUCAUGAUAUUGAGGAGUUUAUUGAGGAGGAGAAUCUUGUGGGCAUGAUGGAUUUGCAAGACAUUACUGAAUCUGACAUAAAUGAAUUGAACACGGAGUCAGAUUCUCUGCAGCACACAUGCUAUGAUUCAUCCUGGCAAGGAGUAAUACAUUCAGCUGACCUUGAAGAAGGCAAAACAGGGGAUCAGAGACAGUCUAAUGGUAGCAUGACGCCAUGUUACUUGCUUAACCCAGGAGAGAGUGAGUCGUUUGUGGAAGCAAAUUCUGACAAUGCAGAAUUAAACGAAGCUACAUUGACAAAAGAUAAUCUUGUGGAUUACUCCGAUAUUAGCAGCUGCUCUGAAAUGGAUACAAAUCUUGAUUGCAAUUUAAAUUCUUCAGUUGAAAUUAAUCUAACCCAGCCCAAUCAGUCUUCAGAGGAUGGAGACCAACAUUCAAGUACAAAUCAACAGCUGGACACUGUUGGAAGUGCACCUCCAGUGACCAUGGGUGAAGGCAAAAGAGAAAAUGAUAACAGUGAGGGCAUUGUUUGGAGAGAUGGAUCACUUUUCAUAAAUGUUCAGGAUCAGUGUGCUGAAGCUAAAGGCCUGGAAGAUUUAAAUGGUGUGGUACCUUUGUCAAAGGGUCAGAUUGGGGAAAGUGACAUCCUUGUUCACGAUUCAGAUUCUUCUAUGGAUCAACCCAUGAUGAGUUUAGAUGAAUCUGGUAACUCUGAAGAAGGUUCCACUUGUACCUCAAGUAAUACAAAUAUAGAGGCCUCAUCUAUUUUGAAUGCACUUGAAAAUAACUGCUCAACUAUUGAAGAAGGUUCCACUUGUACCUCAAGUAAUACAAAUAUUGAGGCUUCUUCUGAUUCAAGAGGAGAUGAAAAAAACUGCUCAACCAUUGAAGAAGGUUCCAUUUGUACCUCAAGUAAUACAAAUAUUGAGGCCACAUCUAAUUCUAAUGAAAAAGAAAAUAAAUGCUCAACCACAGAUUCAUUAAAAGACUGCCAACUGGAAAUAAAGAAACCAGAUAUAGAAAACGCGUCCUUUCAGCCUGAAUUUGAGGAGAGAUUAGAACGAUCCUCCUGUGGAGAAGAAUUCAUUGGCGGCUGCAAUUUAGAAGAAAAAUCUGAUCCCAAAAACACAUCCUCAAAACCUGUAUUAGAGGAGACGUUUGAUUUUCCUGGCUAUGAAAAGUCACCUAAUUUGGACGGACAGAAAUGUUCUACUUCAAUUACUGAACAAGUGGUUGAGCGGAGUAGUUUUGGAUUCCUUGAAUCUUGUUUUGGUUUAAAAAGCACAGAGCAGAACAAUGAGGACUGUUUUAAACAAUCACAAGUGAACCAAACUGAUGAAUCCGACUUUUCAGUAGUUGGGAAUAUGACCCAGAUCCCCAAAUGCAUUUUGUUUAAUGAUGCUGAACCACCAGUUCUUCUGAAAGCUGCCUUUGAAAGUAACAGUAAUCAGAUGGAUGAGGAAACCAGUGCACCAAAAGAUCCACCGGUGCUUAGUCCCUGCCAAACAUCCAAGAUCUCUUCAGCUUCCAACUAUCCAAAUCACUUGAAUGAAAAUGACAACAUCGCAAGCAGAGUUUCUUUAUCUUUUAAGACCCAAAAGAGAAGACUGCAGCCUGUUGUUCUCCUUGAGACAACUGAACAGAAGGCUUGUAAUGAAAACAAUUACCAUUGUUUUAAGUGCCAAGAGUCCACACCAACUUUAGAUGAGCUAAUUGAGCACUCCCAUUCUACACAUUCUUUGCACAAGGUCCAAUAUUGUACUACUUGUGAAACUUAUUUCACUGGUGACACAUUGGCAAACCAUUUCUGUGGAAAAUUUAAACUAAAGGAGCACCUAAAUUCUUCACCUAAAUACUCCAAAGGGAUGACUGUGGAGAAUGCAAAGUUCAUAUGCAUGUACUGUAGGAGAGCCUUUAUCCGACAAGGGUUUUAUGAGGAACAUAUGCUGAGGCACAGAGUUGUCACACAACAUAGAUGUGAAUGUUGUGGAUUAUAUUUACCUACUGUUCAAACACUUCAGAGCCACAAAAGGAAAGUAAACUGCCUACCUCUGAUACUGGACCCUUCUCUACAUUCUACAGACCACUUAAAAUCACCUCUGAAAAAGUCAGGAACAAGCCCCUUUGUAUUUGACACAGAUGACUCCAAUACAGAACUACGUGAAUGUUAUGUGAGUCUAGUAGAUGUAUGCAAGGAAAAACAGUCACCAGAAAAAAUGGAUUGCAAGUUUUGUGGGAAGAGUUUCAGACUCCGAGCACAACUAAAAUCACACCUUAUAUCGCACUCGGAUGAAAAGCCUUUCAAGUGUGAGAACUGUGAAAGACAUUUCAAGUAUUCUUGGAAUCUUAACAAGCAUAAAAGAGAGGCGUGCCCUCAAAGUAUCAAAGUCCCAUCAAAAAAAUCUUUAGUACCUGAUAUCAAAUUUCCAGCCAAGUUCAAAUGCCCCAUCUGUUUUCAUUUGUUUAAGUACUCCUACAAUCGGACACGGCAUUUGCGUGAACAGUGUCUCAAAGAAUACAUGAGAAAAGGCAAAGGAAAAAUUGGUGGAAAAUAUCGGUGUCCUUUGUGUAAUGACAUGUUUACAGUGUCCGGUAACCGCAACAGACACAUAAAGAACACAUGUCUUAGGCUUAAAAUGUAUACAUCCAAAGGGAAAAUUCAUGGAAAAAAAGAGCUUGAGGAGGAGAUCGCAACCAACAGUGAGGACAAAGACUUGCAACUGACUAAAUCCAUUCAAAAAGUGGCACGUUACAAAUGCACUUUUUGUCCAGCUGCAUAUUCUAGCAAGUCUGGUUUCUACAGCCACCUAGCAAAGCAUAAAUUGCUUGCAAAUACCAAAAAGGUGACUAACAGACAUAACAAUGUUGAUUCAGGGGGUUCGGACAAAGAAUCUGCUGACAAGAUUAAAAGUGCUUCUCUUACUUGUCGCUUUUGUGGAAGAGUCUUUACAUCAGUACUUAUAUUGGGAAAGCACUUAAAACUUCAUACCGGGAACAGACCUUUUCGUUGUUUAGAUUGUGGUAAGAAUUUUGCUAGGCGCGCGCACUUGAUUGCUCACAAAAAUGUCCAUAAGCGGAAAAUACAGUGUUCAGACUGUUUGGAAGUUUUGCCAUCUAUUGGAGAUUUGUUAAAACACAGACAGUCCCAUCCAGAAAGAGGCAUGCUAAAGUGCCCUGACUGCCCAAUGCAGUUCAAGUUUCCUGUAUUUUUUCUGCGGCACGUGACAGUGCAUGAGAAAAAACGCAAACCUACGAUACCUCCAGAGGGCCAAGCUACACCUGAAAAGGUAGAAGAAACUAACAAAGAAGAGUUCAGGUGUGGUCUCUGCCAAAAAGCCUUCGCUGAUUCAAAGGCGCUUAGCGAGCAUUGUUUAACUCACAUGCCAGAUCCUUCUGCAUCCAAAUGUCAGUUCUGCAAGCGCACCUUUUCAAAUAGAGCUGGGCUGAUUCGCCACAUCCGCCUUCACACUGGAGAAAAGCCAUUUCCAUGUCUAAACUGUGGAAGACACUUCCAUAGAAUGGAAGUUGUUAAAGCGCAUCAGGAGAAAUGUAGAGGGGUGCAACAAUUGCCUGUAUUACAGAAGUCAAAUGCUAAACAAGUAGAGUCUAAAAACACUGUAGACUUUGCGUCAAAAAAGGCCAGCAAAUCCUAUAAUUGCUCAUACUGCCCACAUUCAUUUCGUUUUUCCAGCAAUUUGAAAUCACAUGAGAAAGCCCAUUUGGCAAAAACACUAUCCCCUUGUCCAAAUUGUGGGAAGUAUUACAGAAGAAGAAAAAUUAAAGAUCAUGAGCUUAUCUGCAAAGGCAAAGGAGUUCCUUGUCGAAAAUGUGGAAGAACUUUUAACAAGCAACACUACAGAGAUGCUCAUGAAAAACACUGUCAGGGUAAAGUAUCAAAAGAAACUGGAACAAAUGGCAGAUUUAAGCACCAGUGUCCACAGUGCUUUAAAUAUUUAAGAUACAGAAGUUACCUCCUGAGACACAUUAGAAUUCAUUCUAGGGAAAAACCAUUUGCAUGCAUGCAUUGUGGACAAAAAUACAACAGUCAGUCUCGCUGCUUAGAGCAUGAGGCUUUGUGUGAUGCUCCAUCAAAGAAACAUAAAAAGGAACACAGUGGUGCAAAGAAAACUGAACAAGUGGUUGCUGGAGUAAAAAAUGUGAAAGAGAACAAGGUGGUCCUGCAAGAAAAUAGGGGGGAAUUAAAGUGCAAAUUUUGCACAAGAUCAUUUGCAAGGCCAAGAUAUCUACGACGCCACAUCCUCACUCAUACAGAGGUCAAGCCAUAUCGAUGCAAGACAUGUGAUGGGUGUUUUUCACGCUAUGAUCAUUUAAAACUGCACCAAAAUCGUUGCAGAGGAAAGCAACGACUCGAGGUGCGAAUUGUAAAGAUGCCUCUGGACAGCGAUAAUGCAGACUGCCGAAGGAAAACUGAGCAGGAAAACGAGUUGCAGUGCAAAAUUUGCUCAAAGCAGUUUUCCACCUCGAGCGACUUGAAGCGACAUAUUUCCAUGUUGCAUGUUACUGUAAAACCUUUUCCUUGCAAACGAUGUGGUAAUACUUACACUACUAUAAAGAAUUUACAGAGACAUAACCUCAAGGUCAAAUGCAAGAAAAUGUCAAAAGAAAGCAUACAGCCAGCCAAAAGCAAGGCGGUUUCAACAGAAAAUGUGCAGCCAGCAAAGAGUGAUGUUCAAAGCCAACCAUGCAGAGAAACAUCUAAACUUCUACAACGAAUACAAGUGCACUACAUGAAUAAAUUUAAAUACCAAUGCACAUAUUGUCCUCGCCGCUUUAAAAUGCAGGGGCAACUAAAGGUGCAUAUACGUCUUCAUACAGGUGAAAAACCAUAUGGCUGUGACAGCUGUGGGGAGCGUUUCAUCAGAAGAGACUACUUAAAACGGCACUUGGUUAAAUGCACUGGAAAGGCAGAAAGCCAAGAAAAAGUUCUUUGCGACAAGUGUGGUGACCUGUUUACCCAGGAUGCAUUGCUUAGACACCAGAAGACAUGUGUUGUCAGCUUAAAGUCACCUGGAUCCUCUAAAGUGGUCAACAAAGACACCCCAUCCAAGAUUAAAGGUUUCUCCUGCGCUAACUGUAGUGACCGUUUUUUGUUGUUCUCACAGCUUCAGCAACAUUUUUUAGCAAAGCAUAGAACUGGUCAAGGGUUAAAUAUUGAUAAACGGCAAUUGGAAUUAAAUCCAAUUGAAAUAAUCAAGCAAGAGCCAACUGAUGAAGUACAUAGCCCUCCAAGUAGCUGUCAGCCACCUGCAGAUGAGCAACAUGAGAAUUCAAACAAGGAUCUCAACAAACCUCUUAAAUGCUCACAUUGCCACAUGCGGUUUGCCAAUACUGCUGGGCUGGGUAUGCACAUGCGCAUUCAUACCGGAGUCUACCCACUUUCUUGCACAAAAUGCCAUGUUGGUUUUUGGACCAAAAAAACAAUGGAGAAACACAAGAGAAAAUGUACUGGGCACAUGAUUGUCAGCAAGAAAAACGAGUCCACCACAGAAAAUGCAGAGGAAUUGGAAUCCGCUCUAGCUGACACAGUGCUAGUAUUUAAUAAAGGCUCAAAUACAACAGGAACUGGAGUGUUACAGACCAGGUUCUCAUGUAAAGAUCAAGAAAAUGGUAAAGAAGACACUGCUACUAACAAGUAUCAAUGUUCUGAGUGUGAUCAGAGUUUCACAGAUGGACUUCGACUCAUAAGUCAUUUGGAAGAACAUGGUCGUGAGGAUCAAGUGCGCAGAUCAAGCGAAUCACACCGAUGCCACAUUUGCAGUAGAGUCUUCGGCCAAGCUGGUUUACUUCAAAGGCACAUGAAAACCCAGCAUGAGUACAAAAAGAAAAAUAUCUGUCCAAUAUGUUUGAAAGACUGUCGUUGUCCCUCUGAGUUGGAGGUCCAUAAAUCGUGUCAUGACCCCAAUCGUCCUUUUGUCUGUAGCGUAUGUGCAUUGAGAUUUUGGACCACUAAAGCCAUGAGUAUUCACCAAGGCCUUGCUCAUUCGAUCAAAGAGCCAGAACCUGAAGUAUUCAAAUGUCAUCCAUGUGAAAAAAUUUAUACAGUUAAAAAGUCAUACAUAAAGCACUGCAAAUUGAAACAUAAAGAGGAUUCAGUGACAACAUCUGAAAACAAAUCAUCCGUUAAUCAAGAGUCAGAAAAAGAAGAAACCGACUCAAAUUUCGAAGAUGAAGAUAACAGUGAUGAUGAUUCUGAUUCAGCACCAUACUUUCCUUGCCAUGUUUGCGGUAAAACGUUCUUAACAUCAGAAAAUCUUGAGGAUCAUCAAAGGUGCCAUCUUGGUGAGAAACCUUUCGAGUGUGAGGAAUGUGGGAAAUGCUUUUUUCAGUUAGUAAAUCUGCAACAGCAUCAGCGAAGCCAUAAGUCUGAGUUUCAGUGUCAAAUGUGUGGUAAAGGCUUUGUCUCCUUCUUUGCUCUGCGUAAACACAAACAAUCGCAUGUCAGAAAACCAUCUCAUCGCUGCACAAAGUGCCACUUGAGCUUCACUCGCUCAGCAGAACUAGCAGAGCACAUGGUUACACACCGUGAUGAAAAUUUCCCAUGUGAUCUUUGUGACGAAACAUUUUCAUGCAAAACAAGUCGGGCAAAUCAUCGCAAGAUGCAUACAGCCCAAGAUGAGGAGCUCCCUCCUCUGAUUCCACACAAUGAGCCUCAAACAAAUCAAGUUACUUCUGCUGGUCCCAGUAGAAGCCUUGUGACAAGUAACAUUGGGCAGUUCAAGUAUCGUUGUGGAAUUUGUCAAGUAAGAUUUCCAGAUCCAGAACAGCUCUCUGAACAUGGGUGCAAUCCAGCAAAAGAGCGCCCCUACUCGUGCCCUGAAUGUAACAAGUAUUUCUUGCACGGUUCUCACCUCAAAAAGCAUCAGCUUAGUCAUCAGUUAUCGGCACGGCGUUCUUAUCAGUGCAAUCGUUGCAAUAUGAGUUUCAGCUACCACCAUCAUUAUCUUACUCAUUUACAUAGUCAUGGGGAUAAGGAGGCACCUGAGGACACAGUCAUUCCUGGCCGUGAAAAGAUGAUCCACGUUGACAGUGCAAAGCGUGAGAAAAUUUACCAAUGCCCAAUAUGUCCUGAGAGUUUUUACCAAGCCUUGGAUCUGGCAAAUCACCUCUCGGUUCAUUCUCACAUGUGCAGUGUUUGUAAUACAACUUUUCCCACAAAGGAAAGUCUUGAUGAGCAUGAACAAUGCCAUUUGACUGCUGCUACACAGUAUGAAUGCACCGAAUGUGGUGACAGUUUUCUCGGUAGUGAUGCUUUUCGCAAACACCACUGUAGUAAUCGUAAAAUGCCGUUUUCGAAGAAGCACACCUCGGAGUCAUCCGUUUCCUCCUCCCUCAAAAAGCAGCAUACUGAGAGACCAUUUAAACGUGGCGAGGAGGAAGAGGAGGAGGUUGACGUUGGAGAAGACUUCAUUAAAUGCACCAUUUGUCAAAAACGGUUCUCCUCCAAUAGUAGUUUACAGGAGCACCAAAAAAUUGAACAUGCAGAACGUCCUUUUACUUGCCUGGUCUGUGGGAAAUGCUAUACAAAGAAACGGUACCUCACACAGCACCAGCAAACACACAAUGAACGGCCUUACCGAUGUGAUGUGUGCCCAGAAUCCUUCAAAACAGAAACCGCUUUGAUAUCUCAUGGAAAAAUACAUGACACAAAAAGGCAAUACCGCUGCUCAAUAUGCAACAAAGCCUACCUGACGUCCAAUGAUCUUAACAAACAUCAACAGAAAAAACAUGCUGAACAUCAGACCUUAAAUAAGGACAAUGAAGAAUUCCGGUGUGAUAUGUGCUGCGAAUCCUUUAGCAUGUUUUCUCAGCUGAAGAAACACCAGGAAACCCAUGUGGGGCAAGUCGUCUAUGAAUGCACAGAGUGUGACAAAGCCUUUGCUUUUCCAAGUCUUUUGGAGGAACAUCAGAUGACUCACACUGUUUCUCCAGAAUCUCUCCAGACCCAACCGCCAAGCCAUUUCCCAUAUCAAUGCCCAGUAAAUGAAUAAAGGGCAGGUUAUUGAUGACCACCUUUCCUGCAAUGCAGGUUAUUUAAAAUCAUUCAGUUUUCUGAACGUUAUUUACAGAUCAAUUGUACAUACAUUGCAUUGUUCGUUUUACAUAGGCCCAAGUGCUUUUAUCCCCUUUGAAAUAUAACGUUGGUGUUUUACCCUAGUUCUGAAUCAGUCUGUUAAUGUUUAUAUAAGUUGUUCUACAGUUCUGUGAACUGCUCCGUAGUUUUUUCUGUUUGUACAGUACUCAGACUGAGUUGUGUAUAUUUAUGCAAUCUACAUGAUUGAUGGAACUAUAGGUAUAUUUGCAUGAUCAAAGUACUAUAAGAGAUCAAAAAUGCCCCAGGCAUUAUGUACAGCUUAAAAUCCUGUCUUAUUUUUCAUCAAGGGACCUUUUGACCUUGUUACAUUUACCAUGUGUUUUAGACAUCCUUCAAAAAUGGUUAACGAUUUCAGAGUAACUUUUAUAUUGACCGGCUUAUAAACAUUUGAGGUCUAAUGGUUUGUGAUGACAUUAAUGUUGUAUAAAUUCUUUUUUUUUUCACAAUGUUAUUCAAAUGAAGUCUCACAUAAAAACUGCUUUUCACUAAGACCUUUGUAAAUGACACAUUGUAGCCUUUUCUUAUGAGUUUAAAACAACGUUAGUGCUUAUAUAUGGUUAUAAAAACCUGAUUAGUUUAGUUUUACUUUUGUAUUAUAUGUUGAGAUUUUCUUCAACGAAUAACAAAUAAAUCCUUUACAUCUA